Molecule: messenger RNA, 729 nt
Organism: Kwoniella shivajii
Lineage: Eukaryota; Fungi; Basidiomycota; Tremellomycetes; Tremellales; Cryptococcaceae
Exons: 7
Coding region: 1-729 (242 amino acids)
Source: RefSeq, a predicted model, not a curated record
AUGUCACUCACCCCGCAAGCACUCCGUCUUCUUUCUAGAGAAACGAUCCAUCUCAGAUCAGACCCUCCGGAGGGAGUGAGGAUAGUGGUUGAUGAAGAUGAUCUGACGAAUAUGGAAGGAUGGGUCCAAGGUCCAGGUGGUACACCUUACGAAGGUGGUUAUUUUAGAAUACGAUUUUCCUUUGGUCCAGAAUAUCCUAAUCUUCCUCCUAAAUGUACAAUGAUAACCAAGAUCUUCCAUCCCAACAUAUCGAAAAAUGGAGAAAUUUGCGUCGACACUUUGAAGAAAAGUUGGAAUAAGAGUUAUGGCGUUGGACACGUUUUAGUUACAAUAAAAUGUCUGUUGAUUUAUCCAAAUCCAGAAUCUGCUUUAGAUGAAGAAGCUGGUAAACAAUUAUUGGCAGAUUACGAUGGAUACUGCAAGUACGCCAGACUAAUGACUAGCAUUCAUGCAACUCCUAAACUUCCCCCUCUCGAGUUCCGUAAUUCCACUGCUUGCUCAAACAACCCUUCUAAACCGAUAUCUACCAAACCAAUGCCGUUGGGUACGAACGUCAAGCAAGACCCAUCACCAAUUAUCGAGCAAGGCGCUACGGUCAAUGACGACACCGCCAAACUCUUAAAACCAACCGCUACCAACUUUACGACUAACACUAAACUUCCUGUAAACGGAGCUAAAACAACUACUGGUGCAGCCAGUAAAGCCAAACGGGGAGUGAAGAGGCUGUAG